Molecule: messenger RNA, 3144 nt
Organism: Penicillium taxi
Lineage: Eukaryota; Fungi; Ascomycota; Eurotiomycetes; Eurotiales; Aspergillaceae
Product: DEAD/DEAH box helicase
Exons: 4
Coding region: 1-3144 (1047 amino acids)
Cellular component (GO): cytoplasm
Molecular function (GO): ATP binding; ATP-dependent chromatin remodeler activity
Source: RefSeq, a predicted model, not a curated record
AUGUCGGGCCCCCGCGAGGAUCGCAUCCGAGACCUCUGUGACGAUCUAGAUCUUCGAAAAUUUAUUCAUAAUGAUCUUGUUCUAAAUAGACCAGAUGACAAGCAGGGGAUCAAAGAAGCUGCGGAUUCGAUCAAAGAGACCGAAACCGAACUUGCCAGCCUACUCGCUCCCACCCCUCCGACACUCACCACUUCUCCCACAGCUGAACCUAAGUCUGCCUUCGCAUCAUACACGUCCUUCAACGGUGCCGGCGAUACUCCUCGUUCCAAUACUACAGAGUCGUCUCACUCUUCCAAAACCCAAGACCCGUCAACUUUGUCUCCACAGCAGUCACCUUUCCACAUUCCCAAUGAAAAACUCGAGGAAGGAAAUCACGUCUCUCGUAAGAGAGCUCGUGAAGAUACAACGAGUCCAAUGCCUCAAACACAGCGAACCAGGUUGAAUAACGGCAUGUCGGACUGGACAUCUUACCGUGAGAGACGUGAGUCUUUGAGUCUCACACCUCAACCAGAGCAAAUGAAAUGGGAUGAUGACUAUGAAUCCCAUCCCGCGAUCCGGAAGCUGGAGAAGGAACUCAAGACAAGUCUAGUCGAACUCCGUGCCAAUUUCUCCGAUUUGAGAGAGCCCGAAAACGUUGCUUUGACCAUGGAAAUAGAGAACCAGUCCGAAGAACAGGUUUUGCAAGCUAUCCGUGAGGAACAGUCGGAGAAUGAGCAAGUUAUUAAGGCUAAAUUCCAAAUUGCAAAGGAUCUCGCCAUCGCACGUAUCCUCCAAGAGAGGCCCGACAGUGAAGAUGAACAGGAAUCACCUCAGCCAUAUGCAAGACCGCAAAAUUUAAUGCGGUCAACUCCACCUAUUCGGCAAAAUUGGAUGGACCCUACCAGUGCUAAUAUUCCUUGGACCGCGUUUAGUACUCCCGCCACUGGGUACACUACUCCUGGGUAUCCUGUUACACCGUAUAUGUCGAAUACAGUGGAUCUUACCGGAGAACAAACAUCUCCAUAUGUGUCAAAUACUGCGAAUCUCACUGAAGAACAAGCUUUCAAACGUCUCGUACAAGCUAUGGAAAAUGAUGAUGGAGAUGAUGAUGUGCGCCAGUACGAAUCACAGCAUUUCCCGAAAGAUAUCAAGACACUUCUUGAGGGAAUCACAGAUAUCAGGAAAGCCAUGGAACACGAUCAUGAAAUCCCGCCCACGCUCGAGGUUAAGUUAAUGAAACAUCAAAGAAUCGGUCUCGCUUGGAUGAAAGCAAAGGAGCACUCGAGUCACCGUGGGGGAGUUCUAGGCGACGAUAUGGGUCUUGGAAAAACCAUUCAGGCGAUCGCGCUGAUGGCUGCGCUUCCGGCUACUAAACCAGAUGAGCAUCCGUCUUUGAUCGUUUGCCCCAAGGCUCUGAUGGACCAGUGGCGUCUUGAGCUUGCGAGACAUAUGAAGACCGGAUAUAAGUUCAGCGUGCUCAUAUUCCAUGAUAAGACACGGAACACACCUUGGGAUGAGCUCAAACGAUAUGAUAUUGUCAUAACUACCUUCGGCACUCUUGUGGCCCAUUACAAGGCGAUCGAGAAGGCAGACGAGAUGCGGUUAAAAUUGAUGAGACCGUCAUCCGAAUGGAAGAAAGUGCAGGACCAAGCCUAUAUGUAUGGUCCCAAAGCCAAGUGGCACCGUAUAAUCAUUGAUGAGGCUCAGAACAUCAAGAACUCUUCGACAAAAGCAGCGAAGGCUUGCCGACGGAUACAGGCUAGAUAUCGAUGGUGUUUGACAGGAACACCGAUGAUGAACGGCCUGAAAGAUUAUGGGUCGCUAAUUCAGUUUCUUAAAAUUCGCCCAUAUUGUUACACAGACGUCUUCAAGGAGAACUUUAUCAAGAAAGCUGCAAAUGAGAACGUCAUGAAGCAAAUGCGAAUUCUGAUCAAGUCGACAUGUCUACGACGUACUAAAGCAUCGAAGCUUGAUGGCCAGCCUAUCCUUGUACUUCCGGAAAAGCUUAUCGAAACACACUUUGCGGUGCCAGUUGGAGCUGAGAAGGAAUUUUAUCAAAAAUUGAGCGACAAGAGCACACGGGAGGUCGAAAAACUUAUGGAGCGAGGAAUUCUAGGAAAGAACUUCUCCUACGUCCUCGUACUGAUUCUUCGCCUUCGGCAAGCAUGUUGCCAUCCGCUCCUGAUUGAAGGUUACGAACCCGAAGCACAUGUUUUGGGACUCGACGAAGAUGAUCUGAUGAAAAACGCAAAUCUUCUGAGCCCAACGGUCGUAAGCCGAAUUCUGGAUAACGAAGAUACGACUUUUACGUGUCCCGUUUGCAUGGACACCGCGACUAACUACAUCAUCUACAUCCCAUGUGGGCAUUCGGUGUGCUCAGAAUGCUACGUGCAAAUUUCCGAUCCUGCGUUGUUGGCCCGGCUUUCAGAAGAUGGCGCGGAAGUGAUGAAGUGCCAGAAUUGCAGAGGUCCUGUUGAUCCCACAAAAAUCACAGAUGCCGACUCUUUCAAACAUAUCCACGUUAAUGGCGGCGGGAAAAUCGAAAGGGUUGUCAAAGAAGCCAGCAAGGAUGAGAAGAAGGAUGCAAAGAAGCGUAUCAAGGAUUUGGAAGAAGUUUGGGUUACCAGCGCCAAAACUGAUAAGACCCUGGAAAUCAUACAGAACAUCGAGAGAGAUGGCAAGGGAGAGAAAACUCUUGUGUUUAGCCAGUUCACCUCCAUGUUGGAUCUGCUCGAGAUUCCGAUCAAACGAGAGGGCCUUAAAUACGUCCGCUUCGAUGGAACCAUGAAUAACGAGGCACGUAAUAGGGCCAUUCAAACCUUCACUGAUGACCCAGACUGCCGCAUCUUUCUAAUUUCAAUGAAAGCUGGUAAUGCCGGCCUCAACUUGACAAUGGCGAACCAUGUAAUCAUGUUUGAUCCUUUCUGGAAUCCAUAUGUGGAGCUGCAGGCAAUCGACCGUUGCUACCGAAUCGGUCAGACCAAGAAGGUCUUUGUGCAUCGAAUUUUGAUCCAGAACUCAAUUGAAGACCGUAUCAUCGAACUUCAGGAAAACAAGAUGGAGCUCAUUGAAGGAGCACUUAACGAGGGUGGCAAAUACGAAGUCUCCAGCCUAUCCACCAGGGAGAUGGCGGGCCUCUUUGGAAUCAAAAGCUUCAAUUUCUGA